AUGCCGGCGCUGCAGCAUACUGGCUGCCUGGCGGCGCCACUGUGGGUCGGGAGGCGGCGCCCCGCGCCUCUUGUCGCCUCGAAACAUGCCGCAUUUGCGGCCACGCGGCAGCACGUGCUUCGGGCGCCCGCCGGCCGCUGCGUCGGGCCCUGUCGCGCGGCGCCGACGACGUCCCGCGGGCGUGUCUCCCCCGGGUGGGAUGCAUCGAAGGAGGAACGGGAGAUUGCGGAGCGCGGCGCCGAGUCCGUCGACGACGUCCAGAUCAGGAUCGUUCAGUGGUACCCUGGCCACAUCGCCCGCGCCGAACGGCAGCUCAAGGAGCAGCUGAAGAUGGUGGACGUUGUGCUCGAGGUGCGCGACGCGCGGGUGCCUCUGUCGACGACGCACCCAGCGGUGCCGCAGUGGUGCGGGCGGAAGCCGCGGCUCGUCAUCAUGAACCGCGCGGACUGCGUAUCGGCCGAGGACCGAGCGGCGUGGGACGAAUUCCUCCAGAACACGAAGCAACGGUACUUCUGGACCGACGGAACAUCUGGCAAAGGCGUUCACGCGGUGCAGCGCGCUGCGCAGGCUGCCGGGCGGCGCAUGAACGCGACCCGCGAGCGCCGCGGUCUGCGGCCGCGCUCGGUGCGCGCCGUCAUGAUCGGCUUCCCGAACGUCGGCAAGUCGGCCCUCAUCAACCGCCUCGUCGCGCGGAAAAUCGUGGCGAGCGAAAACCGGCCCGGCGUGACGCGCGCGCUCCGGUGGGUCACGCUCGGCGAAGGCAUCGACCUCCUCGACGCGCCCGGCGUCAUCCCGAUGCGCCUGGACGAUCAGGUCGCCGCGGGGCGCCUCGCCAUGGUCAACGACAUUGGGGAGGCGUCCUACGUCGACUCAAUUGUUGCCAGCGCGCUGCUGGCGCGGAUGCGCGGCCUCCCGAGCGCGCGCGAGGUCAUGGCGCGCGUGGAGAAGCGCUACGGGAUCCCCGCGGGGGGGUCUUGGGGUAUGACAACCGAGGACAUCACGUGGCACGUGGCCGACUCGCUGUUCCACGGGGACCUGGAGACGGCGGGGGCGCGGAUCCUGAGGGACUACCGGAACGGGCGGCUCGGGUGGUUCGCGCUGGAGCAGCCGCCGCCGGCCGACUGGCUGGAGUGA
Molecule: messenger RNA, 1134 nt
Organism: Pedinophyceae sp. YPF-701
Lineage: Eukaryota; Viridiplantae; Chlorophyta; Pedinophyceae
Source: the annotation of a GenBank genome assembly